Messenger RNA from Purpureocillium takamizusanense, 1132 nucleotides. RefSeq lists its product as uncharacterized. The coding region runs from base 74 to 820 and encodes 248 amino acids. The transcript has a single exon. The record is from RefSeq and is a predicted model, not a curated record. Lineage: Eukaryota; Fungi; Ascomycota; Sordariomycetes; Hypocreales; Ophiocordycipitaceae.
UGACAGCCGUUUUGCGUCUUCAGCCAGUUCUCUCAUUUACUGAGCAUUCCCGUGAAAAGAAAUUGAAAGAAAAAUGAAGUUUUCUCAAUCUCUCACGGGCAGCGGCAUCGCUGUCCUUUCCCUCUUCUUCAACCUGAGCGUUGCUCUUGACCCCAACUGCGCACCCGGUGGAAACUUUGACCUAUCCAAAUGGACCCUACAACUUCCCACCGGCUCCCCAGGCAAGCCAGAUAGCAUUCCCGGCUCGAAACUCCAAGGCUGCAGUGGCUACCACAGCGACGUCUUCCUCACCGACAAGAGCACCGGUGCCAUGGUGAUGAAGGUAUCCGGGUCCCCAUCGUCGACCGGUUGUGUCACGACGCCCAACAGCAAGCACUGCCGGACCGAGCUGCGCGAGUCAAGCCCGCGCAGCUUCGACCCCACGAGCCCCGUGAACCGCCUCGCCGCCGACGUCAAAGUCACCAAGCACGGCGGCGAGAUCUGCAUCGGGCAGAUCCACAUCGACGACUCCAUCUCCACCAAGCCCGUCGCGGAGCUGUACUACAACGCCAAGGGCGACCUCAACAUGGGCGUCCAGCAGUGCCGCACCUGCACGCAGAAGAGGACGUACAUCGACAACGUGCCCAGUGGUCAGCGUCUCACCUAUGAGAUUCGCUACGAGGGAGGGAAGCUGUCCGUGAGCAUCAACGGCAAAGGGUUCAAGGCCCUAUCUCAAUAUGACCUCAACAACCCCAAGAGUUACUUCAAGGCGGGCAAUUAUAAUCAGGGUGAGGGAGCAACGGAGAUACAAUUCUUCAAGCUCACAACAACACACGGGUGAGGUCGGGGCCAUGGGGUGCACGAGGCUUGCCGAACUUGCUACCCGAACUUUCACUUGCGUUUUGCUUGGUUUGUUGCGCGAAAAUUGUUCAUGUUGCUAGGACAAAAGCUCCUGAGGGAGGAGACAUGCCCAAAAAGCACACGUGCAUUGGUAGCGAGGACUCGUAAUGCCAAUUCAUAGACCCUGUCAGCCAUCGCUUGUGUUUCAAUUACCCACAGGUUUUCAUAGGUGACCUGAGCACGCCAUCACCCACGGCGACAUUCAUGGGUUCAUAUCGUAUCACUUAGUAGUAGAGCUUCUCUUUCACGAGCC